AUGGCUUUCCUCUGGAUCCUCUCCUGCUUCUGCUUUGCCGGCGCCGCCUACGGUCAGACAGCUUGUGGGACUCCUGCCAUCCCCCCUGACAUCACUGGUUACUCCUACAUCGUGAACGGCGAGGAGGCGCGGCCUCACUCCUGGCCCUGGCAGGUGUCCCUGCAGACCACUAAUGGCUUCCACUUCUGUGGAGGUUCCCUCAUCAAUGAGAGCUGGGUGGUGACUGCUGCUCACUGCAACUUCAGGACGAGGUCCCAUCUUGUGGUUCUUGGAGAACACGACCGCUCCUCCACUGCCGAGGACGUCCAGGUGAAGAGGGUCAGCAGGGUGUUCAGGCAUCCCAACUACAGCCGUAGCACCAUAAACAACGACAUCACGCUCCUCAAGCUGUCCAGCCCUGCCCAGAUAGAAAGGCAUGUGUCCUCUGUGUGUGUGGCCGAGACCGCAGAUAACUUCGCUCCAGGAACAUCGUGCAUAACCACAGGCUGGGGACUGACCAGAGGCAAUGCUCGUCAAACCCCCGUCCUGCUGCAGCAGACCGCCGUCCCCCUAGUGAGCACUCCGCAGUGUCGCAGGGUCUUCGGCAGUAUAAUCACUCCCAUGAUGAUCUGUGCUGGAGGAGCCGGAUCCUCGGUCUGUUCGGGCGACUCCGGCGGUCCUCUGGUCUGUCUGAAGGACAACGCCUGGACUCUGGUCGGUAUUGCAUCCUUCGUAGCGGGAAGUCGGGAUCCCAACAACAUCUGUAACCCCAACACUCCCGCCGUGUACGCCCGCGUCACAGCACUGCGCACCUUUAUAGACCAGACCAUCGCCAACAACUGAGCCACAAUCUGAAACACAACAUUCAUUCUCAUCCAACUGAAAAAAACAGCUUUUACAUGAUGCUCUCUGAAUGAGUUUAGCUUAGCAUAAACACUGGAGGCAGGGCAGACGCAGGCUAGCUUAGCUUAAUAUAAAGACUGGAGGCAGGGCAGAAGCAGGCUAGCUUAGCUUACCAUAAAGACACCUCUACAGUUCAUUAACGUCACCAGGAA
Scomber scombrus (Atlantic mackerel) is the source of this 1034-nucleotide messenger RNA. Its product is annotated as chymotrypsin B-like. The transcript is spliced from 7 exons. The record is from RefSeq and is a predicted model, not a curated record. Gene Ontology annotation, biological process: proteolysis. Gene Ontology annotation, molecular function: serine-type endopeptidase activity. Bases 1 to 822 code for a protein of 273 amino acids. Lineage: Eukaryota; Metazoa; Chordata; Actinopteri; Scombriformes; Scombridae.